Ochotona curzoniae (black-lipped pika) is the source of this 1335-nucleotide messenger RNA. It is a transcript of the gene ADA, whose product is annotated as adenosine deaminase. Bases 107 to 1195 code for a protein of 362 amino acids. Gene Ontology annotation, biological process: T cell activation; negative regulation of adenosine receptor signaling pathway; adenosine catabolic process. The record is from RefSeq and is a predicted model, not a curated record. Gene Ontology annotation, cellular component: external side of plasma membrane; cytosol. Gene Ontology annotation, molecular function: adenosine deaminase activity. The transcript is spliced from 12 exons. NCBI's taxonomy places the organism in Eukaryota, Metazoa, Chordata, Mammalia, Lagomorpha, Ochotonidae.
AGCGUGGCGAGCCGCGGCCAGCCAGGGCCCCGGAGCAAGCGGACCGGUCAGCGACCCUGCCAGAGCCAGAGCGGACAGAGCAGCGCCCGGGCGCACGCUUGGCACCAUGACCCAGACGCCCGCCUUCGACAAGCCCAAAGUGGAGCUGCAUGUCCACCUGGAUGGAGCCAUCAAGCCUGAAACCAUCUUAUUCUAUGGCAGGCAAAGGGGGAUCAAGCUGCCGGCUGACACAGUGGAGGAGCUGCAGAACAUCAUCGGCAUGGACCAACCGCUCUCACUCCCCGGCUUCCUCGCCAAGUUCGACUACUACAUGCCUGCCAUUGCGGGCUCCCGGGAGGCCAUCAAAAGAAUCGCCUAUGAGUUUGUGGAGAUGAAGGCCAAGGAGAAGGUGGUGUAUGUGGAGGUGCGCUACAGCCCACACCUGCUGGCCAACUCAAAGGUGCAGCCAAUCCCCUGGAACCAAGCCGAAGGUGACCUCACUCCGGACGAGGUGGUGAUGCUGGUGAACCAGGGCCUACAGGAGGGGCAGCGAGACUUCGGGGUCAAGGUGCGCUCCAUCUUGUGCUGCAUGCGCCACCAGCCUGAGUGGUCCCCGGAAGUGGUGGAGCUGUGUAAGAAGUACCGGGAUCAGACGGUGGUGGCCAUUGACCUGGCGGGGGACGAGACCAUUCCCGGAAGUAGCCUCUUUAACGGACACAGAGAGGCGUAUGAGGAGGCUGUGAGGAGCGGUGUCCACCGCACUGUCCACGCUGGGGAGGUGGGCUCGGCCGAGGUGGUGCAGCAGGCUGUGGACAUCCUCAAGACCGAAAGGCUGGGCCACGGCUACCAUACCCUGGAGGACGAGGCGCUCUACAGCAGGCUGCGGCAACAGGACAUGCACUUCGAGGUCUGCCCCUGGUCCAGCUACCUCACUGGGGCCUGGAAGCCGGAAACGCAGCAUGCAGUGGUUCGGUUUAAAAAUGACGUAGCCAACUACUCAAUUAACACGGAUGAUCCACUCAUCUUCAAAUCUACCCUGGACACAGAUUACCAGAUGAUCAAACGGGAUAUGGGCUUUACUGAAGAGGAGUUUCAGAGAGUGAACAUCAAUGCAGCCAGGUCCAGCUUCCUCCCGGAAAAUGAGAAGCAGGAGCUCCUGAGCCAACUCUACAAAGCCUACGGGCUUUCUUCAUCAGCCUCUGCCGGAAAGCUGUGAGCCUAGGAGCCCAGUGGCUGUGUCUCGCCUCUGACCAUCCCCAGGCGGGGACCGGGCUCCUGCCAGUAGCGUGGAUGGAAACUGCCUGAGGGGAUACAGGCAGACAUCUGGUGCCCAAUAAAGAGGCAAGUGGCUGGUGU